AUGAGCUUCAUCGAUAUUCAUGAUGCCAGUAAAGUCGCUCAUCUGUCCAUUGGAGUGACCUUGAAAAAGAACGAGGAUAGUAUGCUGAGCCUUACCAUCGAUGCUGGCGGAUGCGCGGUCGUGUUCCAGUAUGGUCAACCCGAUGGAACCCAUCUGAAAAUAUCUGUAUGCAUGACCAGCAAGGACCCGGCUAAGAAGAGACCAGAUGGUGCGAUCGAGGGCGAGGUUGCAAUCACCGUCAACUUCAUGGUCCACUUGCCGUACGUUGGUGACCUCAUCGACUGGGAUGUUAACGCCAAGGUUAACUGCACUGCCGCCCUCAAGAACGACAUUACAGCAUACGGCGUUAUCGGCACUUCUGCAAGUGCUAAGGUCGCGUACGCCGCUGUGAGCCUCGACAUUACGGCCAACACUCUUGAUCAUGCGUACAACAAAUGGCACUUCGUGUCUGGUGUUGAUUUCCACGCUUGGGCGGGUGUGUGGAAACUCAAAAAGCAUUGGGACUAUCACUGGGCGCUGUACGAGGCCGGCCCUGUAACUAUAUAAAGUAGAACCCGGUGUCAAGAUAUUGAGAACUAAUGUUAAGAUAAUGUAUUUAGUAUCCAUAAUAUGGAUUCAUAUGAUAUCAUAUUUCUGUUAAAUAGCCUUCGUGGGUCUUAAUCAGCUCACACGAGUCCCGCACGAUGAUCAAUGUCAUUUCAUC
Perkinsus marinus ATCC 50983 is the source of this 703-nucleotide messenger RNA. RefSeq lists its product as hypothetical. The record is from RefSeq and is a predicted model, not a curated record. The transcript has a single exon. NCBI's taxonomy places the organism in Eukaryota, Perkinsozoa, Perkinsida, Perkinsidae. The coding region runs from base 1 to 546 and encodes 181 amino acids.